Molecule: messenger RNA, 7354 nt
Organism: Gryllus bimaculatus (two-spotted cricket)
Lineage: Eukaryota; Metazoa; Arthropoda; Insecta; Orthoptera; Gryllidae
Source: the annotation of a GenBank genome assembly
UGGUUGAUCACAGACGGACAUAAAUGUUUUGCAAUCUAUUUUUCGUUGUCAAGAGCCCACAAAACAUAGAUUCUGACUACACAGAUAAAGUACUUUAGUGCAUGUAGAAACAAGAUUUACUUACUUUUUCGUUGCCAGGACCCGGCAUAAAGAGUUUUUCUGUCGAAAAAUCACUGUUUAUUCGCUCAGCAUUAAAAUACAUAUUUUCCCACAGCGUAAGCGGUACGCGAGAAAGUCAAAAUAGCAAUGUUCGGUAUCAGGGAAUCUCAAAACGUGUAUUUCUGUUCAAAUCUCGAAAUCAAUUUUUCGCAGCAUUACAUAACUUACCCUAAACUCCUUACAUACGUACGUGAAAAAUGGAGCUGAAAAUUUGAGACGUCGCAUCUGUGGCAAUUGUAAUUUCAGUAGAGUCAACUCGCAAUUUUAAUUGAGUGGGAGUUUCAACCCCUGUACUUCCGCCACCCCCCUCAGAUAAGUAGUUGUAUAUGACUCUGUGUAAAAAUUCGUUACUUUGACAGAAUACGGUUUUCACUAAAAGAAACUGUAUUAGGGGCCUAUUUUGUGACUUGUGCGAGGACAUGUGUAUAAAACAAACAUUCAAACAUUUUGGAAGCAAAUCUUAAAUGUGAGAACUGAAAAUGCUCUGAUUUCUUUAUCUUUCCCCCCACUACUUUUCUUUUCUCCCCACUAUCCUUGAGUGAUUACUCACAGGAAGUGUUCUUGGAGAAGGGUGUGACAGGAAAUGUUGUCAUAUUACCUUUCCUUUAAUAGAGUACUUCACCUUUUGCUACUGCUCUGAGAGAAAAUGUGUAUCACUUUUUGCAAUUCAAAAUUUAUCUUCUUGAACAUGAAACUGGUGUUCCUUGUAACAGUGCUUUUGUAUGGAAGAUUGUAUAUAGAAUGUUUUAAUAUAGGCACAGAAUUUCCAAUUAUCUAUAGUAGACCAUUGGAAAGUUUGCCAGGGCGUAAUAGUUAUUUUGGAUUUUCUCUUCUUCUAAAUAAAAAUUGGAUUCAAAUAGGAGCUCCUAGGGCUAAUUCCACAAUUUUGGGAAACAGAGUGAUGGAACCAGGUGUAGCCUAUCGAUGUACAAUAUUUGGAGCUUGUACAGAAGUAGAACUGGAUAGAAAUGUUAACCGACUUCGAGAUGAUAAUCCCUCAGUAAAGGACUUAAAAAACUUCUCGUGGAUUGGUGGAGCAAUGGCUAUGGAACAUGGCUCCCAAGGCAAAGUGGUGGUAUGUGGUCACCGAUGGAAGAAUCAGCAGAACUUGAACCCAAAACACUCACUUAAGAAAACAUUUAAUACAUAUGCUAUGUCUGGCAUAUGUUAUAUUUCUAUAUAUGAAUCAGAAUCUGUUCCGAAAUUCAAGUAUACCUUACCUUCAGAGGUCUACGAUAGAGAUGGUAAAACAUACAAUGGUAUUACAUUUUAUGGAAUAUACCACAAAAGUCAAAUUGGGAUGUCAGUUUACAUCGCUCCACAAUCAGAGGAGAGUAUUUCAUUAUUGAUUGGUGCUCCAGGAGCUGGAAGAUAUUGGUCAGGUGGUGUUUUGGAAUAUGCCAGGGAGCCAAAAACCCAAAUUGCAUCUAGGAGGAGACGUGAUAUUCCCAGAACAGAGUUUGGACCUUAUACCAAAAUUGGUUUCAUUGAUGAGUUUGUUUUCAAUCAAUUCAUUGAUCAAUUUAACUUCUUUGGAUAUCAAGUAGCUGCUGGUUAUUUUUUUUCUCAAAAAGAAUUAUUGCAUGUUGCUGGUGCACCUCGUGCCUAUGAUAUGAAAGGUUUGGUUGCAAUUUAUAGUAUUGGAAAUCGACACAAAGACGUUAAACUUAUAGAUGUGAAAAAAGGUCAGAGUUUUGGAGAAUAUUUUGGAAGCACUCUGGCUGUUGCUGAUGUGACUGGAGAUGGAUUUGAUGAUUUAAUUAUUGGAGCCCCAUUUUUUUCUCUUCAUGGUGAUGAAGGCUGCAUUUAUGUUUUUACAAAAUCAGUUACGUAUCAAUAUACUGUGCAGUAUUUCCUUCAAGAAAAAGAAAAGAAAACUGGAUUUGCAAUUGGUGGGCGAUUUGGUACUUCUAUGGCUUCCUUAGGAGAUAUCGAUCAAGAUGGAAGAGGAGACAUUGCUGUAGGUGCCCCAUAUGAAGAAUCAGGAGUGGUAUACAUUUUCAAUGGUGCUCCAAAUGGUUUAAGUUCCAAACCCAGUCAGCGAAUUGCAGCUAGUGAUAUACAUAAAUCGAUAAGAGGUUUUGGAAUAAGCUUCUCCAGACCUGCAGACAUUGAUGAAAAUAAGUUCACUGAUGUGGCCAUAGGUUCAUAUUUAUCGGAACAUGUUGUUAUAUUAAGGAGCUAUCCAGUUAUUGAAUUACAUUCUUAUAUACGAAGUUAUACCAAGCAAUUUAAUAUGAGUCACACAAGCUUUAUGGUGGAACCAUGCAUAUUUUAUAAAGGCAGUGAGAAUGUGCCAAAUGAUAUUGAGGUUGUUCGAGAGAUAGAUGUUGAUACCAACUUUCAUCGUUUCCUUCCCAUUCCAGAGAAAAGUUUUGUUUUAGCCAACAAAUCACAUUUUCAUUGUGAGAAAAUAAUUAUUCAAAAAAAGAGAGAAUCUGACUCCAUACAUGAUUUAAAUGAUAUUACAAUUGGUGUGACCCAGAGAUUGAAGUAUAAGGGAAAAAAAGAAUCAAUUGUAUUGUGGGUGAAUGGAUCAUCUCCAGUUAAAGAUGCUGACAAAUUCUGCCGUUUCUGUCCAGUUGUAAGAGAGAUUCAUUCAGAUGUAAUAAAUAUUCCUUACGCCCGUGAUUGUGGUGAUGAUGGUGUGUGUGAGUCAGAUGCUCAACUCCAGUGUCAACUACUGCAAAAUGAUAUUCUGUUAAAAACUGCCCAACAACCCUUUUUGAGCUACAAUUACAUUAUUGGAUCAUAUCCAAAUCUGAAGCUGAUGAUGCAUGUACAUAACAAAGGAGAUACUCUUUACUCUCCAAAAGUUAAAAUUUAUAUUCCUGAACAAGUGGAACUUGCUCAGAUGUCUCUAAUGUGCCAGGAUAAAAAAAAUGGAAGUUUGGAAGUAACUUGUGGAUUUGGACCUAUUACUGAUGGGAAAAUGAAAUCUAAUAACAUAAGUUUGGAUUUGUCUUCUUAUGAGACUCUGAGAACAAUGUCAGAGAAAGGAGAAUCAUUAUUAAUUAAAGCAAAUAUCUCUCAAGACAAUUAUGAAGAUUUAAAUCCAAGAAAUAAUCAUUGCAACAUAAGAUUGAAUCUAAUUAUGAUGGCAGAUGUUAACAUAACAGGAAAAUCUGUUCAAGAUGAGUUUUUUAGUGAAAGUGAAAAAAAACAAAAAGCAUUUACUCACAUUUACGAGGUAUUAAAUGUGGGCAUCAGUCCUUUAAGACAAGUUCAAACAUUUUUUCAAAUUCCAGUGGAAUGGCUUGAGUCAAGUUCAUCUAUUCAACUUUCUUCUCCAACUGUCGAGGCACAACAGAAUGGAAAAUCUAUAUUUUGCAAAUUAGUAAAAGCAAAUAUGGAAAUGGGUCAAAAUACUUAUCAGAAAGAUGCAUCUAGUGUUAAAAAUAAAAAUGCUGAAGGUAUUUCUUUGACAGAUACUCAUCCAUCUAACAGGACUUUCUAUGUGAACUGUUCUUCGCCUAAUGUGAAGUGCCAAACAUGGUCGUGUAAUUUCUUCGAAUUUAAAAAUAAUACAAUUGCAAGAAUAGAAAUUGUAGUAAGAUUCAAUGUUUCCAGACUAGUUCCUAUAUUAGGAAACAAAGAUAUAAUAUCAUUUUCAACUCAUGGACAUGUUAAAAUGAUUGAAUCUAACAAUACUCAGCGCCCUAAUAUAAUGUCGUAUCAUGAUAUAACAGUGUCUUCUUUUGCCAUUGGAACAGUGACUGAUGAAACAAUUCCUCUGUGGAUAAUAAUUCUUUGCAUUGUUGCUGGAAUUUUGUUAAUUGCAGCUAUAGUUGUAGGAUUAUCAAAGGCUGGAUUUUUUAAGAGAAAAAAGAAGGAAGAACUUAAAGCCUUAAAGGAAUCUGAGGUCUUUGGUUAUAAUGUAGAUACUAACUUCCCAUUAAUAUACAAAGAUCCUUUUCGGAACCCUUUUGGGAGAAGCAGCUACUUCGGUUACUCUGUAUUGCUUAGUAAAACAUGGAUCCAAAUAGGAGCACCACGUGGAAAUUUUUCAACAGAGGGAAUGAAAAUUAUAGAACCUGGUGUUGUCUACCACUGUAAAUUUGGUGAACCUUGGGUUCAGUUAUCAUUAGGAAAGUCACUCUCAAAUCAAGGUUUCUCUAUAUCGAGAGAAUCUUGGUUUGGCAUCGCAAUGGAUUUUGAACCGGGUAUAACAGGACAAAUUGUGGUGUGUGGUCAUCGAUGGAUGAAUGUCUCUUUUCCAAAAGAUAUUCCAGGAGCGUGUUAUUCAUUUCAAUCAAAUGAUGACCUAACACGAAUUUCAAAUAUUUUGACACCUACUAGUUCAGCAAAUAAGGAUAAACACAUUGCAGUUGGAGCUCCUUAUGAAGGUAAUGGAGUUGUUUACAUUUAUUACGGAAGAUCUACUGGCUUGAAGGGACCCCAUCAGCGAAUACCAGCAGAAGAUUUGUACAAAAACUUAAGAGGAUUUGGAAAUAGUUUUUCAGGUCAAAUUACCACUGCUGGAAAUUAUUAUAAUGGUAUUGCUGUGGGCUCAUUUCUUUCUGGACAUGCUGUUAUACUUCGUACUCUACCUGUUGUAACAGUCAGUACUCACAUAAAACCCGUAACACGCCAGCUUUCACACGCAGUUUCUCAAGCAAUUGUUGAUGUAUGUGUUCACUUCUCUGGAACAAAUGUCUCUAGAUUAAAUAUAACUCAAAGGAUAUCAGCUGAUAGGUCAUUUGGUCGAGCCAAGCCAGCUUACAUACACGAUACUCUUCUGUUGGAUGUUAAUGAAGAAAAAUGUCAAAACUACACAUUCCAUGUCUUGUUUAAGCCAGAUCUUGUCCAUCAAAGCAUGGUGUUUCUUCUAUCAGCACAAGUCACAAAUACUUCAGAGGCUGCAAAAAGAAAAGAUAUCCUUUAUGUGCAAGAAGAUGGUUCAAUAUCUGGAUAUGAUGGAUUUCAAUUUCAGGAUCCCAUACAAAAAAUAUCAAGUGGCAGCUCUGAAACAACAUUGGAGAUUCCAUAUUCUCAGGAUUGUAAAAAUGAUGUUUGUGAACCAGAUUUGCAAUUAAAAUGUUAUAUCCUGCAGAAUGGAAAUAAAUUUAAUCUAACCCAAACUUUCGUUAUUGGCUCAAAGGCAAAAUAUCAGCUACAAAUAGAUGUGACAAAUUCAGGAGAACCUUCAUAUACAACAUUAGCUGAAAUAAAAUUUUCAAAGGAAAUUCAGCUUGCUAGCAUUCCAUAUAUGUGUACUGAAAUAGAUGAAGCAACAAGCUGUCAAUUGGGAAUUAUUAAAAAAAGUAAUAAUAGAAACAUCAUAUUAGAUUUGGAUAUGUCCUCUGUUGAUGAGCUUAACACUGAUGAAGAUCGAGCUUUGUACAUUACUGUGAAUGUCAGUACGGCAGCGAAAGAUAAAAAUCUUGUGAAUAAUUUCCAACAGCUUAAUUUAAAUCUUAGUUUAGAUGUUGAUGCACAUAUUUAUGGAAAAUCACAGAAGGAUAAUUAUGCCAUUUCCAAAUUUGAUAAUGGGUCAUUUGCUUCAGUUCUAGAAAUUGCCCAAAUAUUUGAGAUUCAUAAGAAAGGAGAUAGUCCACUUAAUAUGCUGGAGAUGACAAUGAAAGUACCUGUUAAUGUAAUAAAUGGGAAACAAGAAAUACAAGUUAUAUCAUUCCAUAAACCUGAUGGAAUUAUAGAUAAUAAGUAUUGGGACUGCAAUGCAGAUUUUGGUUGCACAAAUUGCCAAAAUGUUUUUCAAAGAGAGUUUGAAGUUCCUGAAUCUGCAGUCUCUGAAAAUGUUCGGAUAAAAAGAUCAUUUCCUGAAGAGAUCUUAAUCGAUAAAGAAAAAGCUCCUCCUUCAAACAGGACUUUGUAUAUCAACUGUUCUUCUGAAUAUACAAACUGCACUACUGUUAGAUGUCAAACAACAGAUCUUGAAGAUUAUGGAAAAGUAACUUUAAGACUGAAAGUGGAUAUAGCAAAGUUGGGACCAUUCAUGGGGCAAAAAGAUAUAAUAUAUAUUACAUCUGAAGGGGAAGUCAAAAUUUUAUAUCCAGAUAUUACAAGUGUUAAAAAUAUUCAACAAAAAUGGUCUCAUGUGGCUCAAGCAUCUUCUCAAAUAAUUGGCAAAAUUCCUAAGAAGAAAGUGGAUCUGUGGAUAAUAAUUGCAUCAAUAAUUGGUGGAAUACUCAUUGCAAUGGUUGUAGCAAUGGGAUUAGCAAAAGCUGGUUUCUUCCAACGAAAAACAAAAACUGAACUUGAACAAUUGAAAGAGAGAUCAAGAAACAGUCAGAUGCCUGCACAACAAAUGAGUGUGUUGGAUGCAGAUUUAGAUACAAAUGGUACUGAAUUACAUUAAUUAUUUUAUUGAACUUUAUACAAUAACUGUAACAAUAACAAAUCAAUAAAAUAUUUCUCAUUCUACAAGAAAUUAAUGAUCAGUCAUUCAACACCUGCAUUUAUUUUGAAUUUUAUCCACUGCAUUUGGACUGUAAAAUUUGUUGUUUCCAUGCUUUAGUAUGUUGAGAACAUUAGAUGAAAUCUACAUCUGAUUACAAAGAUAAUAAAAGUACAAACGAUUUGUUUAGAUUUUUUUAGUAUCAGGAGUGACCUUUAGAAGAUAAUGAUAGUGGUGGUAAAGUGUAACAAAUUUCAUUUUUUAGUGUAGCGUACAUUUAUUGUAAUCAUGACUAUACCAUGCUUACAGUUGCAAUUUCACUUAUCAAAUCAAAUCUUAAGUUUCUUAUAAGUCCAUUUGAGAAUUACUAGGUAUAUGUGGAUUGUCUUCUUGGUGCGACUAAACACCAUGACAGUAUCACAACACAAGGAAAAGUGUUGUUCUGAUGGAAUCUGAUAACUAAUAAAAGUCAGAGAUCGUGAAAGCAAUCUACGAGUGUGCCCUCUUUUCUGAUUUGAUUGAAUAUUUCAUAAAAUAGUAAUGUGUCUUAAAAUUUUGAUAUUUAGUUUUGAGCAAAUUGUAACUCUUGCUGCAUAAAUAACUAGCAAAAUAAUUGCCAUUGCCCAGACUUUCUUCUUAUCCAAUUCUUGUAAAAGAGGAAAAAGAUCCAUUUUGUUUAAAACCAAGGUGCAUAAGAUUAUUAUUUUUAAUGACGUUGGUUCAAAUGUACCCAUCUGCUCUUAGCGAAUAAUAGGCGAAAAACAAUGAUUGUAGUGCGUCUACAAACAUAUUAUUUAAAUUAUUUAUUUUUCGUAUUUGUGUUGCAUUAAUCUUUAC